AUGUUCAAGCGAAUAAUGAAGGGAGGGCAGAAGAAGCCCUCCAAGACGGACCCGAGCGAUCCGACACCCGUCGGUCCGAUGCCCACGGUCGCCGCUCCAGAGGUGGUCGUGCCACCGCCGCCGGGGACCAUAGAGCCGCUACCGCUGUUCCGCGACGUGGCGGUGACGGAGCGGCAGAACCUCUUCAUCCGGAAGCUCCAGAUAUGCUGCCACGUGCUAGACUUCUCGGACACGCUGAAGUGCAUUCGCGAGAAGGAAAUCAAGAGGCAGACGCUGAUGGAGCUCGUGGAUUUCAUUCAAUCGGGUUCGGGGAAGAUAACGGAGACGUGCCAGGAGGAGAUGAUCAAAAUGGUUUCGGCCAACAUUUUUCGGUGCCUCCCGCCGGCCGGGCACGAAAACACCGGGCAGGAAGCCACCGAUCCGGAGGAGGAGGAGCCGUGCCUCGAGCCCGCGUGGCCGCACCUUCAGCUCGUCUACGAGCUUCUCCUGAGAUACGUCGUUUCCUCUGAUACUGACACAAAGGUUGCGAAACGGUACAUUGAUCAUUCUUUUGUCCUCAAACUGCUUGAUUUGUUUGGCUCUGAGGACCCACGUGAGCGUGAGUACUUAAAAACCAUACUGCAUCGCGUGUACGGGAAAUUCAUGGUUCAUCGCCCCUUUAUUAGGAAGGCAAUUAACAACAUAUUUUUUCGGUUUAUAUAUGAGACGGAGCGGCAUAGUGGUAUAGGGGAGCUUCUUGAGAUUCUGGGGAGCAUUAUUAAUGGCUUUGCACUGCCGAUGAAGGAAGAACAUAAGUUGUUUCUAUCGAGGGCGCUUCUGCCUCUGCAUAAGCCCAAGCCGGUUGGUGUGUAUCACCAGCAGUUGUCGUAUUGCAUUGCGCAGUUUGUGGAGAAGGAUUACAAGCUCGCAGAUACAGUCAUUAGGGGCUUGUUGAAGUAUUGGCCUGUGACUAAUUGCCAGAAGGAGGUUCUCUUCCUUGGGGAACUUGAGGAGGUGCUGGAGGCCACGCAAGCGGCGGAAUUCCAACGCUGCAUGGUCCCUCUUUUUAGACAGGUUGCCCGCUGCCUCAAUAGUUCUCACUUUCAGGUUGCAGAACGAACUCUCUUUUUGUGGAACAAUGAGCACAUUGUCAGCUUAAUUGCCCAAAACAGGACUGUAGUAUUACCCAUAAUAUUUGAAGCAUUGGAGAAAAAUGUCCAGAGUCAUUGGAACCAGGCUGUUCACGGGCUGACCGUGAAUGUUCAGAAAAUGUUCCUAGAAAUGGAUGCAGAUUUAUUUGAAGAGUGCCAGAGACAGUAUGCAGAGAGGGAGGCUAAAGCAAAAGAUUUAGAAGAGCAGCGGGAGUUGAAUUGGAAAAGACUGGCAGAGGCAGCUGCACAGAAUGGGGUGGAUAUGGUCACAGCUUAG
Sphenostylis stenocarpa is the source of this 1407-nucleotide messenger RNA. The record is from the annotation of a GenBank genome assembly. Lineage: Eukaryota; Viridiplantae; Streptophyta; Magnoliopsida; Fabales; Fabaceae.